CGGUGUUCACUUGGUCAAACAGUGAUCCAUCCAUCAUGAAGAGGCUUCUGCUCCUGCUGGGUGUGACUGUCUUCUGUUUUUGUGUCCUGGCUGCGGCCGACACCCAAUCUGACCAAGUGGACGACAAAACAUUCCCAGAAAAGGAUGGAAUUUUACAACUAAAGAAGGGGAAUUUCAACAGGGCUCUGAGAAAAUACAAGCAGCUGCUGGUGCAUUUCUUGACUCCUCUGACAGUAGAAGGUCGUCGUGUGGCAGCAGCAUUCGAAGGUGCAGCUGCAGAGCUUCAGGGGUCAGAGGUCAAACUGGCCAGAGUUGAUGUGACAGAAGAGAGGGACUUGGCUAAAAAGCUCAAUGCGACCAGCCACCCAAUCAGACUAUACCUUUCUGGAGAUAUGCACAACCCUGUGCCAUGCCCCGGUGAGUUUCCUCGGAGCUCUGCUUCGAUCUUGACCUGGCUGAAAAGGAGGGAGGGGACAGCUGCUGAUCUCAUGGUUGAAAUCAACCAAUUAGAGGCCUCAGAGGAGCUAACAGUGGUUGGAUUCUUUCAGGAACUAAACCACGAGUACGUCCAGGAAUUUUACGCAGCGGCCAUCGAACUUCCUGACAUCAGUUUUGCUGUGACGCAGAAUGAUGAUGUCAUCAGCAAAUAUGCGGUCACGCAUGAUGUCGUUCUGUUGCUCAAAAAWUCUCAGCUCAUCCAGAGUUACAGAAUGAACCCUGAAACAUCAAAAGAGGAGCUUAUUGUCUUUAUCUCCRUCUACCAGAUGGACCUGGUCACGGAGUACAAUGGGGAGACAGCCUCUCAGAUCUUAAGUUCCCCGGUGUUAAACCACGCACUCCUCUUUGUCAAUAAGAGCUCUGAAGACUUUAAAGAGAUUUUCUCUGCUUUCAGCAGUGCUGCAGAGGCAUUCAGAAUGAAGAUUCUGUUUGUUUUGGUGAACGUGGAUGAAUCUCGUAACGGCAGACUCAUGGAGUACUUUCGGGUUCGGGACUACGAGGCCCCGCUCAUCCGACUGGUCAACCUGACAGAUCAUGUCACUUACCACCUACCGUCUGAAACCCUGAAUGUUGAGAACAUCAAGCAGUUCUGUCAGUCCUACCUGGAGGGAAAGGCUAAGCCCAAAAUGCAGAGCGAGCCCAUUCCUGAGGGGUGGGACGAGAAGCCUGUGAAGGAGCUGGUGGGGAUGACACUGGAGCAAGUGGCCUUUAACCCCAACAGAACUGUUUUUGUCUUAUUUUAUCUGCCCUAUAGUCAGAAAUCCCGUGAUUUGUUUCCUCUGUGGGAGGAACUGGCUGAAGCCUUCAAGGAGCGACAGGAAGUGGUUGUUGCUCGAAUAGACGCCUCAGCUAAUGACAUAGACAUGWCGAUGCAGGGGGGCUACCCAUCACUCUGUCUGUUUCCUGCUCUAUAUUCUGAGAGGAUGGUGGUUUACACAGGGAAUAGGAGUCUAAAAAGCUUGGUUAAGUUUGUAGAUAAAGAAAUGGAGAAAGCCAAAAAAGACAGAGUUAAGGAGGAUGAAGACAGGAGGAAGUUUUUCGAAGCCGUAGAAGCUGAAGAAGCAGAAAAACAAAACAAAAACAAAGAAGAGCUUUGAUAGAACUAAAGUGUAAAGGAAGUGUUUGUGUUUCAUACCUUCUUAAAUACCUUUUAAUCUGUMAUUUUAAUUCAGAGAUCAGAUUUAAUCUGUUCAGCUAUUCUGUCUCAAACAUUUUCAAUUAGCAAAUCAAAUAAAAGCCUAAACUCCGACAACUACAACCCUUA
This is a messenger RNA of Austrofundulus limnaeus, 1762 nucleotides long. Its product is annotated as protein disulfide-isomerase. The transcript has 11 exons. Gene Ontology annotation, biological process: protein folding; response to endoplasmic reticulum stress. Lineage: Eukaryota; Metazoa; Chordata; Actinopteri; Cyprinodontiformes; Rivulidae. Gene Ontology annotation, cellular component: endoplasmic reticulum. The coding region runs from base 36 to 1595 and encodes 519 amino acids. The record is from RefSeq and is a predicted model, not a curated record.